This is a messenger RNA of Lytechinus pictus (painted urchin), 6445 nucleotides long. RefSeq names its product two pore calcium channel protein 1-like. Gene Ontology annotation, cellular component: membrane. The transcript is spliced from 20 exons. Gene Ontology annotation, biological process: transmembrane transport; monoatomic ion transport. The record is from RefSeq and is a predicted model, not a curated record. Gene Ontology annotation, molecular function: monoatomic ion channel activity. The coding region runs from base 377 to 2953 and encodes 858 amino acids. Lineage: Eukaryota; Metazoa; Echinodermata; Echinoidea; Temnopleuroida; Toxopneustidae.
ACUUCUGAACUAUUUUCUCAAGACACUGUGUAUUGUGAUGUGCGUGUGUUGAAUGUGUGUACAGUGAGUGGAUUUCUUUUCAUUACUUUUUGUAAACCUUUGAGAAGGAAGGUUUCGAAUGAUAAAUUGACCAUGCAGGACCCUUUACAAGUGGAAGAAAGUUCAUCAUGAUCAGCUUGGAUAAACUUUGGAAGAUGUUUUUAUCUGGAUAUUGGACAAGAUUCUGAUUUGAUGAAUUCAAGCUUGAAGUUGGAUCACUUUAUAAGGAAUAUAAGAAGCAUCAUAUGUCAUCUUUCUCUGUCUUCAGGUUUCAAAAUAUAUAUACGUGAACAUUUUUUUGCUGAUUGCAGAGUUGUAUUAAAGAACCCAGCCAAAGAUGGAGGCUCCUAAGGAUUAUGUUGAUAGCUACAUGCCAAAGAACAAGAUCAAGCAGUCAGAUGCAAAGACAUCAGACAAAUCCAAGGCAUCGGGCAGCACCAAGACUUCAGACGACACCAAGACAGUAGACACCGCCAAGACAUCAGACAAUAAAACGGACAAUGCCCCGUCAUCAGAUAAUAACAACAGUGAGGAACCGUGGUCUCCUGCGAUGUCCUUGUCAGCAUCACCUAUGGAUACAAAUCUAGGAGGAGAAUCAAUUGAGAUGGAAGUCAACGCUAAUGGAAGGGCUAAAGGAAGACAAUUUAGCACAUCGUUACAUCCUAUCAAGGAGCUGGACCUGUUACUUGCAGCAACAUAUAUCAAAGAUGCAAAGUAUGGACGCAAUUUCAAAUUCAAAACUUCAGAAAAACAUUUAAGAUACUACCAUUUGUACAACAUGCCAAUCUUCAGUUGGGUACUGUACCUAUUUAUAAUCCUCAAUCUGUCCUUGGCCAUCUUUGAAGAGCCUGCUGUUGGAAACCUUGCUUUACCUUAUUGGGCUUCCAUGCUAUUGGAGUGUGGCUGUUUAACCUACUUUUCCUUGCGACUAUUACACAGCUACUACUGUGCCGCAGGGCAGUGGUUCAGGGAUAUGAAAAACAUAGGAAGCAUUACCGUCAUUGUUUUGACCAUUAUUGACAUGGUGAUGUAUGCAAUGAUGUAUGAAUUGGGUGCUGCAGACAAGGCUGUCCGAUGGUCAAGACCACUCAGGCCAGUGCUGAUGGUCACUUUUGCUGAAAUGAAACUGGUUCGUCUAGCCUUCAGUAACAUCCGCAAGACACUUCUUGAGAUUCUUAAUGUCCUCAUCCUUCUUUUCCUCGUCAUAGCCCUCUUUGCUCUUUUGGGUAGAGAGCUCUUUGGAAAUGAUAAUCUAAAAAAGGUUGAUGAAAAGUCACCAUACUUCACAGAUUUUUGGGAGAUUUGGUGGGAUCUUUAUGUCCUUGUAACAACAGCAAACAGUCCAGAUAUCAUGAUGCCAGCUUAUGAUUUCAACCCUUGGUACAUGCUUUAUUUCAUCACUUAUAUCUUCAUCUGUCUCUACAUAUUCAUGUCUAUCUUUCUCGCUGUCAUCUACAAGAAUUACCGGAAACAUCUGAAGAACGAGGUUCAGAAGUCUGUCUUCAACAAGCGUCGUAAGCUGGCCAGUGCAUGGGACCUGUUGAAGGAGUGGCACGGGGGCCAUUUCCUCCUCUCGUGGGGUCGAUGGAAGGAGAUGAUGGCUAUGGUUGCCCCUAAGCUUAGCCUACCCCAUGUACGUCUUCUAUGGAGGGUCCUUGAUCAGGACGGGCUCAAUUUCAUAAAUAAACGUACAUUCAUGAAGUUGGUCGACAUCUUAAAUGUGCCUAUCGUACAGGUGGAUACUCAGAAAUCCUUGUCAGAGAGAAAUUGCCCAGCAUGUUACAACUCAAAAGCAAGUCUGUUUGUACGGACAGCCGUCAGUCACAGAUACUUCACCUAUUUGUUUGAUUUGCUCAUCAUCAUCAACGCAUUCUUUGUGGGAUUCAAACUAGAUGAGGGAGAACCAUACUUCCUUGCUCUGUUCUCCGUGGAGAUUGUACUCAAGAUGUAUGCCCUUGGCUUUUAUAAAUUCUUCCAUAGUUUCUGGAAUGUAUUUGAUUUCCUUGUUAUUGGAGCAGCUGUUGUUAUCACUAUCAUAGAGGCUAUUGUGAACAGCAGUGAGACAGAGACCACGUUAGACAUUCUUCUGAUCCUUAGGGUACUCAGACUGGUCAGAAUUAUCAACAACAUAGAAAGAUUUCAUGUCAUCGUAGCAACAGUGAUGAAUAUUGGUCCUUCUAUAAUUACUUUUGGUGCAAUUCUAUUUGUUGUAUUUUACAUCUAUGCUGUGAUUGGGAUGGAACUGUACGCCGGUAAAGUCAACUACUAUGGGUAUGAGGUUGAUGGUGCGGACCUGACGGAGGAUGAGCUUUAUUGUGGCAACCCUCUCCUGCGUGGUUCGGAUUUCUACCGAGAUCAUUACUGCAACAACAACUUCAACAACAUCUUGAAGGCUUUCAUUAUCCUGAUUGAGCUCAUGGUCGUCAACCAAUGGCAUGUGAUCUCUGAAGGAUAUGUGAUAGUGACCAACAAGGCUUCUCGUCUAUACUUCCUCUUCUUUCACAUCUCUGUCGUCAUUGUCAUUAUAAAUAUCUUUAUAGCCUUUAUCCUUGAGGUGUUCAUGGUGGAAUAUUCCUUGUCAAAGACAGAGUAUGAAAGUGCUCUAGAGAAAGUGGUAGAAGACCUUGGUCUGAGUGAUAAAAUAGACGUCUUAGAAGAAGCAAAUAGAAGGAGAAAGAAACCAGAUCGCAAGGAGUUGGUGAAUGAGAUGGAAACGGAAUACCCUGAAAACCCUGACGAUAACCUCAAGUUUAGACUUGGAAAACGGCGGAAAGCAAUGCAAGUGACUCUACAAAACAUGUUCGAAGGUGAGCUUGACGAUGAGGACAUAGGUCCGGAGGAGAUCGAUGAUGUCGAUGAUAUCCCAGACGUAGACAUCAUCCCCUUCCCAUUGUCGGUGGAUAACGUAGCUUAAAGAGAUUUGUGAUCUUUCAACUUCCAGUUUUGACAUUGGGAUAUCGAGAUAUUAUAAUUAACAAUCUGGUCUACGUAAGUUGACCUUUCCUUUGAAGUCAAAGUCAUUUUUAAGACCAGAUUAUGCAAGACCUGUGUUAUUUACCUUCUGUCUGUCAAAUUUCUCUGAAGGGGAACAGAUUUCUGAGGUCCCAAGAGACUCUACUGAGGUAGGAUUACCUGUAAUUCUGUUUCCUGACAGGACUGAAGGUACAGCCGGUAGUAAUUUGGCAGAUUUAAUGAUGCUUGGGCUCCAUAAAUGAGUUACAGAAGCAUUUUGUUAAGCCUUAUUUACAUUGCAGGUAACAAAGGAAAUAAGUGAAACAUUGUAUCCCAUGGACUUUUGGCACACAAAGAAAUAUUUCUGAGCUUUGUUGCGUCACGUCUGAAUGAACCUCUAUCGUGUUACUUUGUACAUAGAUGGUGUAAUAGGCAUAUUUCAGACAGGUAGAGAUUCGAUAUUUCACCCACUCUGAUUUUAGAGAGAUUUAUACUGACAAUGGUGAUCUAGAUUGUAUAAAUUUGGGUGCAUGGAUAGAUAGUUGAUCAAUUUUUUUCUUAUGAAGAUCUUUCAACCAGUAGGCCAAAACAAAGAUAUAAUUUUGCCAAAUCUCAGAUAAAAAAUGGAGGGGGGGAUAAUAAGGUAUAAAUUCUUGCCAAUUUUUCCUGACUCAGAAAUGAUCAUGUGGUAUAGACACGGCAAUUGCUCCUCAGGUAUCGGCAAAUUCUAUAAAAAAUCAAGAGAGUAACUUUAUUCACUUUCUAGUUAGUAUAUAGAUACUGAGUCACUCAUUAGUACUGUUAGCUGAACUCUUUGUAUGCACUCAACCAAAGUAAUAUAUUCACCUUUAUAUACUUGUAAUUAUUCCUUGAUAUUAGUAAAUUUAUAUAACCCUAUCUAUGCUGGGGGGAGGGGCCUCGGAGGCCCCCCUUCAACGAUUUGCGCAAUAUUUUCGCUGCGCGAAUUUUUUUGACUGCGCCGCUUGCUGACUUUUUACUUUCAAGUCUUGCGCAACUUUUGAGACCAAUUUUGCGUCACCCGGGUCCAUGUUCCGAAACAACGCAACAUUAUGUAAGUGCAUGUCAGACCAAAAAUUGCUCAAAAAUGAUUUUGUGUACAAAGUCAAUGCAAAUUGUGUUUUCAACCAAAAAUCAUAAAUGUAUGAUUAUUUCUAGUUUUGCUGGUCUUAAUCUAUUUAUUUUAUGCGUUUUAUGAACUCAGAAGAAUCCCCAACAAAUUUCAUUGAAAAAACAAUGAUAAACAAAAGGUUAAAGAACCAAAGAAAUACAUAAGAAAUUGCUAAAAACAAUAUAAUUCAUAAGAAAAUGAUUUGAUAUCGCAAUUUUGUUCAUGUACACUUGCUAAGAACACCACGAAGAGUUUCUCUACCAAAAUUUAGAACAUUUGGAGCUUUAUUUCGGGAGUUAGAGGAAAACGUAUGAUUUCGCAUACCAGUUACGCAUAAAUUAGCAUAAUCACUUAAUAGCAAUUCGCAUUAAAUAAAUUACUAUACAAUUUUGUAGAUUAUGUCCCAGACAACCCGCGUGCCAAUUUUUGGUGUGAUCGCGCAGUCGACGACCGAGAUCUCAAGGGGGGGCCUGGGAGCCCCCCCCCCCCGCCGUAUGACCUCCCAAAAUAUCCCGGUCUAGAUAGGGUUAAUGAUUUCACUAAAAUUUUUGAUCUAAAUUUGAAAUGUGAAUAGAAGUUAUUACACAGAUAGUAAAUGAAUAAUAUUGAUUUAACUGGUGACAUUUCUUAUAUAAUCUAUUGUUUCUUUGUGGAUAGUUUUUGAGCAUAUACAGUGUGUUACAGAAAAGCAAAUGAUAAAUUGAAAUGAGCAUGUAUGUAUCCUGCAAUUUUUUUAAUACCAAAGUGUGCAUUAUGUGAAUGUUGACGGCAUAGAUUUACCUCAUAUUUUUUUAUUCUGUUUAUUGCUAUGCAGAUACAUUAUACAAUACUUGAAACUGUAUCCCAAGAAAUUGACUGUAUACGAAUAUAGAUAAUAAAGAGAUAUUCAAUGCAAUAAUAAAGUAAGACUUAAAAAAACAUUAAUGAAACUCUUUAUUUACGGCUUUUCCUUUUGCAGAGAUGUUUGGAAUGUUGAGGGGGUUGUUAUGGCCUCUGAUGUAGAAAAGUUUUUCUUUUUAUGUUAAAAUCAUUAGUGAGUUUUACUGUUUAUUCUAUUGAGUUAAAAGUUAAAGUUACAAAUUUGUUUCAAAAUUUGUGUUGUGGCUUUCAUAGUUGCAAAAUUACUUGCAAAAUUGCCUUAGAAAUAAGUUCUUUUCAGGCUCCAGAUCUCAAUAAAUAUCAAAUUGACUGCUUUUUUUUUCAUUCUUGCCAAAAUGGAACAUCAGGAAAUAUAUCAGAACAAAGAGAAUGUAUGCAUUGAAUAAUUUUCAUAAGAUGUCAUAUUAUAUUUGUUUUCUGAUAUAAGACUGUAAUGUUAGGCAGCUUGAAGGGGAUAUACUAUAUCAUGAUUUGAUGAUAGUGAUCAUUUUCAAAUGAUAUGAUCAGGGCCCCCGUCUUACAAAGAGUUACAAUCAAUCUGAUCAAACUCAAGUAUAUAGAAAUCCAUCAAUACCAUCAUUUUUUUCUUCAGGAAAUUUUGUACAAUGUCAUGUGUAAACAAAAAAUACUGAAUUGUCAAGAAAACAGUGAAUAUAGGAAUAUACAUCAUAUCUACAAAAAAUAUUGUUAACAAACAAGUGUUUUAGAUGUUGACAUUGCUGGCUUUCCAUAGCUGUGGUUGAUUGGAUCAAUUGUAACUCUUUGUAAGACAGGGCCCAAUUAUUGAAUCUUGCUUUGUUGUAGCAUUCAUACUGGUAAUUGUUCUUUAGGUAAUAUCACUUAAAAAAUUGUUUAAUCAAUCUCUACCAUUUGAAUUUUUUCUGCAAAGGGUCAAGUCAAGCAUAUAUUAAACUGAUGAAUAGUAGGUUUUUCAUGGUAUGAAUAACAUAAUUUAUACAUUGGAGCAAAUAAUUUUUUUAAAUAGAUCUGAUGAGAUUUUUAAUCCUUUUCACCAUAAAUUAUAGAGCCAAAAGAUGGAUAAGAUUUAAUUUUGAUUUAUGAUUCAGAAUGUUAGAUCUGGCAACAACGGAGGUAUAUGUUUUCACCGCAUUCAGUUGAAAAUUAUUUCAAAAUUCUUUGUGUUUAUAUUACUUUUCUCUUUUUUUUGUAAAAAAACAAAGUAACUAUUGAAAUUAUUGAACUAUUAAAAAUGAACCGUUAAUAAUGAUAACUUAAUCUUCAUUUGAAAAGAAAAUAAAUACUGAUGAAUGUUGUUAUAUCUUUAUUAUUUUCUAAUAAAAUAAUUGAACCCGGUAUAUCAAGGUUGUAAUUGUUUCUGUUAUAAGAUAUGUUAUCGGUGUAUUGUGAAAAAAAUGAGGUGUUUUGCAUGGCGAAAGUACAUUAAACCGUAUCAGGAAAUAUCUCUUUCUGAUAAGGUUACUAAUC